This is a messenger RNA of Helianthus annuus (common sunflower), 816 nucleotides long. RefSeq lists its product as uncharacterized. NCBI's taxonomy places the organism in Eukaryota, Viridiplantae, Streptophyta, Magnoliopsida, Asterales, Asteraceae. The transcript has 2 exons. Bases 1 to 816 code for a protein of 271 amino acids. The record is from RefSeq and is a predicted model, not a curated record.
AUGAAGGCGUAUUUGCACAUCUCGGAGAGUAAGAAACAUGGGAACAAGCAACGAAAGGAUACGUUUUGGAGACGGGUCAUUAAUCAUUUUAGGCAACUUCCCGGUGCAAGGAUACGAAACAUGGACCAAAUGACGUCGAAGUGGACGGAUUUGAACGGGAAAAUUAGCAAGUUCAACGCUCGUUUCAUUCAAAAGAACCGAAACCCUCAAAGUGGAGCGAGCGAGGCGACGAUCAUGCAACAAGCCACCGAAGAGUAUUGCCGAGUGUACAAAAAGAGAACUUUUCCACACGUGGGGGCAUGGGAAGUUGCGAGACAUCACCCGAAGUGGGUCCCCGUUGAGUUGGUCGACAUGCAUGGUCCUACGGCUCCAAAAAAACGAGGCGGUUCGAAAAGAUCAAAGACAUCCGAGUCGGGGAACUACACGACUUCCGCGUCGGAUAACUUGCCUCAAAUGAACUUAAACGACGACCCCCUUGACGAACCCGAUCAACCCGUUGACGACCCCGUUGAAGAAGAUACACCUACAAGGCCACGACGCAAGAAAAGUGGCGAAUCGUCAAGCAAAGGGAAGGAAGCGGUGGCGGAGUCGAUCUUCAGAAUCGAAGAGGAGAAAAUGACCCAAUUCAAGAAGGCCGAACAAAGAAAAGAAACAAUGAUGUCCCUAAAAGUUGAACGCGAGCAGGCGUACAAGGAACACUUGAAAACGAUUGAAAGACAAAAUGAUUUAAAAAUCUUGUGUGAAAACCACGCCCAUCUUGACGAACCGUUCAAGUCAGUUGUCAUUCAACAAAAGCGCGCGAUUUGCGCAAAGUGA